AUGUCCACGCCAGCUAAAAGAAGACUUAUGCGUGAUUUUAAGGUACGUCGAUGCUUAAUAAUUUUUAAAACAUCGGAUCAAUACUAACGUAGUAUAGCGUAUGCAACAGGAUGCGCCGAGUGGGGUCUCUGCCUCUCCUUUACCAGACAAUGUUAUGAGCUGGUAAGUAUAUUAUUUGAAAUUAAGUUGAAAAAUCGGAUUACUAACAAAAUAUAGGAAUGCAGUUAUCAUAGGUCCGGCCGAUACGCCGUUUGAAGAUGGUACAUUUCGAUUAAUCCUACAAUUUGAUGAACAGUAUCCAAACAAGCCACCGUCGGUUAAAUUUAUUAGUGAAAUGUUCCACCCAAAUGUUUAUGCAUCAGGCGAAUUGUGUUUAGAUAUUUUGCAAAAUAGAUGGUCGCCUACAUAUGAUGUCUCGAGUAUCUUAACAUCCAUCCAGUCGUUACUAAACGACCCCAAUAUAAGCUCUCCUGCAAAUGUGGAGGCAGCCAACUUGUAUAAAGAUCAUAGAUCCCAAUAUAUUAAGAGAGUGAGAGAAACAGUGGAAAACAGUUGGAACGAAGAUGAUGAAGAUGAAGACGAAGAUGAGGACGAAGAUAUUGAUGACGCUGAGUAA
Molecule: messenger RNA, 616 nt
Organism: Debaryomyces tyrocola
Lineage: Eukaryota; Fungi; Ascomycota; Pichiomycetes; Serinales; Debaryomycetaceae
Source: the annotation of a GenBank genome assembly